Portunus trituberculatus (swimming crab) is the source of this 1400-nucleotide messenger RNA. RefSeq names its product serine/threonine-protein kinase pim-1-like. The record is from RefSeq and is a predicted model, not a curated record. Gene Ontology annotation, cellular component: cytoplasm. The coding region runs from base 80 to 1339 and encodes 419 amino acids. Lineage: Eukaryota; Metazoa; Arthropoda; Malacostraca; Decapoda; Portunidae. Gene Ontology annotation, molecular function: protein serine/threonine kinase activity; ATP binding. The transcript is spliced from 6 exons. Gene Ontology annotation, biological process: protein autophosphorylation.
CAAACCCACUAGUAGUUCCGGAGAAGUCGUGGCGAGUGGACAUAUGCGAGUGCGCUCUCCGGGGCCCCCUGUGUGAACCAUGGUGGAUGUUUUAUUCUGUCACGAAUUGAACCUGAACAAAAUGGCGCCUCAGGUCACCGCCAUGGCCCACGUCAACACCAGUGCCACCGUCAACACCAGUGCCAAGCUGUGCAGGUGUAAUGAUAACGAUAAUAAUGAUAAUAACAAUAAUAGUGAUUUAAAGAGACUGAGCACAAUUCAGCCCCCCCCCCUGCGCCACGCCCCCCGCCGCCCCCCCCGCAGCUACAUGGCAGAGGUGAGGGUGUACUGGGGUGUGUUGGAGUGUGUUGAGGUGUGUUUAGGGUGUGUUAAGGUGUCUGGGGUGUGUUGGAGUGUGUUGAGGGUGUACUGGGGUGUGUUGGACUCUGUUGAGGUGUGUUGGAGCGGACGAGCGCAGGACGAGACUUACAGAGUGGGCAGUGUGCUUGGCAAGGGCGGGUUUGGCACAGUGUAUUCAGGAUGGCGUGUUCGUGACUCGCUUCCCGUGGCGAUCAAGCAAGUGGCCAAAGCUAAGAUCACUGCCUGGGAGAUGGUGGGCGGGCGGCGCGUACCCCGUGAAGUGGCGCUGCUGUUAAGAGUGUCCCAAGUCACACACGUGGUAAAGCUCCUGGAUUGGCUGGAAAGAGAUGACUCGUUCCUCCUCGUGUUUGAGCGUCCAGAGCCUUGUCAGGAUCUGUUUGACUACAUUACAGAGAGGAAGAGUAUACCUGAGGGCGAGGCGCGGCUUCUGUUCAAGCAGGUGGUGGACAUCGUGAGGGAGUGCCACAGUGCCGGGGUCAUCCACAGAGACAUCAAGGACGAGAACCUCCUAGUGACACAAGACAACAAAGGCAGAACGACCCUUAAACUCAUCGAUUUCGGGUCCGGCGCGCUACUGUCAGACAAAAGCUACACGGACUUCGACGGCACCAGGGUCUACUCCCCGCCAGAAUGGGUCCGCCACAGUCAGUACGAGGGUGUUCCCGCUACUGUGUGGUCCCUAGGGAUACUUCUCUACGAUAUGGUGUGCGGGGACAUUCCCUUCGAGCACGAUGAGCAGAUUGUCUCCGGCCGUGUGUCCUUCCGUGUCGAGGUAGGUCCUGCGGUCAAGCACUUAGUCCGCUGGUGUCUACGAAUGCGUCCCUGCGAGAGGCCAUCUUUAGACAGCAUCCUCCAGCACCCGUGGAUGCGAGGUGUGGGCGUGGGUGUCGGCGUGGGUGUGGGUGUGGGUGUGGGUCAAACUGGUGGUGGUGGUGGUAGUGACAAGUCCUCGACCGCCUCUUCCCAGGGUUCUCUUUGAUGGAGGCCCCCUGUGUUAGAUGUCUUUGGUGUUGUACCCUAACGAACCACCCCCGCCCUAC